GUGCGCUGGAGAGCCCGAGACUGCUGCGACGUCUGGACGAAGAGGAACGGCCGUACGGCCCCCACGACUCGGCGAUUCCGCCGGUGGCUGGACUGUCCCGUGGUAAGAAUGGCAGGUUUCCAGCAGCAUGGAACGCUACAGAGCGCAAAGUCAGGCGACAGCAUCUCGACCUCAGCUGGCGGAGAGCGCAGACCGCGCGGAAGGGCAGGCGAGUGGGAGAGGUCCCGAGAGACGGGGUUAGGCAGCAGAGGCAAAUGUGUCGAUUCUCUGGAGGGCGAGGGUCUGCAGACGGCGCAGGGCAGUCCGGCUCGAAACAAGACGGGCCGCGAGAGGAGGGGCUGGCGCUUAAACCCUGAGGCCCUCAGCACGCCUGCGACAACGCCGGCGACCACCAUGCGCAACAUCGAACGCUGCUCCAACCACGGCACUUGUCGCCCCACCCUCACAAGCAGCGAAGAUAGCUGCAAUCAACGGCUGCCGUUGACGCGGGUCGACCUGCCUGGACUGGCCAGCGCCGGCCACAGCGGGUAUCACCUCGUCGCAUCAGCGCAUGCGGGCCCCGUCAAGACUGCGCAGAGGGCGGCUGCUGCUCGCCACGAGCCAAUCUCGAAGCCCAGCGGCUAA
Molecule: messenger RNA, 624 nt
Organism: Mytilinidion resinicola
Lineage: Eukaryota; Fungi; Ascomycota; Dothideomycetes; Mytilinidiales; Mytilinidiaceae
Exons: 2
Coding region: 109-624 (171 amino acids)
Source: RefSeq, a predicted model, not a curated record